CUCCAUCCUAGAUUCUGCCAAGCAGACACAUCCCAGCCCAUCAUCAUGCAUCUCCUCUCACUCUUAACAGCGUGCGCCCUCGCAAGCAGCGCUCUUGCUCGAAGCCCUCAACAUGUCCGCAAAGCCGGCAAACCUGAACCCCUACGUGCCAAUUCCGGGCUCGAAAAGCGCCAGACCCCACCAGGCUACGGCGGCCCAAGCACAAACACCACCAUCAUUCCCCAAAAUGCCAACACGACCAAAUUUGCGGUGAACGGUUCGGCCAUUCCAGACGUCGACUUCGACAUAGGUGAGAGUUACGCGGGUCUGCUACCCAUCUCGAGCGCGCCGAAUGCGAGCGAGCUUUACUUCUGGUUCUUCCCAUCCGAGAACGCGCUGGCAGGCGAUGAGAUCCUCAUCUGGCUGAAUGGCGGACCAGGGUGCUCGAGCUUGGAGGGUCUGCUGCAGGAAAAUGGGCCAUUCCUUUGGCAGUAUGGGACGUUUGCGCCGGUUAAGAACCCUUACACUUGGGUCAACCUCACGAACGUCGUCUGGGUCGAGCAACCGGCGGGUACAGGUUUCAGCCAACAGCUUGGCACGCCACCGGCCACGAACGAGAUAGAGGUUGCAGCGCAGUUCCUAGGCUUCUUCAGGAACUUUGUUGAUACCUUCGGCUUGCACGGCCGUAAGGUCUACAUCACCGGCGAGUCUUACGCGGGUUACUACGUCCCUUACAUUGCAGACGCCAUGCACAACGCUUCUGAUCCUUGCUAUUACGACAUCGACAGUAUCUUGUUCUAUGACCCCUCUACCAGCUAUACCGUCGUGCAAGACGACAUCCCCGCCGUGCCUUUCGUGGAUUACUGGUCCGGUCUGUUCAGCUUCAACCAAACGUUCAUGGACGACAUACACGCCCGUGAUGUGGCGUGCGGGUACUCUGCCUUCAGGGAGCUGGCGCUGCAAUUCCCUCCGAAUAAGACUCUUCCCACGCCACCAAACGUUCACUACAACAAGCCCGGGUGUAGCAUCUGGGACGACAUCUUCGAGGCCGCACUACUGGUGAACCCAUGCUGGGACGUCUACCAAGUUGCUACCACGUGCCCGCUCUUGUGGGACGUUCUAGGCUUCCCAGGCAGCUUCGACUAUUUACCCGCCGGCACCGAAAUCUACUUCAACCGCUCCGACGUCCAAGCAGCUAUCAACGCACCCAUUGGUUACGACUGGGCAGAAUGCUCAGGUGGUGUCUUGGACAUCGAUACUUCGCCUCCGUCCGGCCUUAGUGUACUUCCACGCGUGAUUGAGAAGAACAACCGCACCAUCAUCGGGCACGGGAUGCUCGACUUCAUUCUAUUAAUGAACGGUACGAUCAUGAUGAUCAAUAACAUGACCUGGAACGGGGCGCAAGGUUUCUCUGUCCCGCCGACGCAGUGGCAGGACUUCUUCGUGCCGUAUCAUGAGGAGCUCAGUUUGGGGACUUUGGCAGGCAGUGGUGUGUUCGGCAGUUGGCAUACGGAAAGAGGGUUGACAUUCUGCACGGUCGAUCUGUCCGGGCAUAUGGUGCCGCAAUAUGCGCCGAGCGCAAGUUAUCGGCAGGUGGAGUUUCUGUUGGGCAGGAUUGGAAAUCUGAGUGAGCGGUCCGACUUCACGGUACGAUCUUGA
Molecule: messenger RNA, 1638 nt
Organism: Baudoinia panamericana UAMH 10762
Lineage: Eukaryota; Fungi; Ascomycota; Dothideomycetes; Mycosphaerellales; Teratosphaeriaceae
Exons: 2
Coding region: 46-1638 (530 amino acids)
Biological process (GO): proteolysis
Molecular function (GO): serine-type carboxypeptidase activity
Source: RefSeq, a predicted model, not a curated record